UUUAAUAUUGCGGUCUUACGCGAUAAGGAAAAAUGAUGUCAAAUAGUUUUAAACUCACUUCUAGGCUUCACUUGGAAUAGUGGUUGUUAAAGGACAUGUGUAUCCAAUAAUGAAUCCAUACUGUCUGCUUGGAAGUGCUGACGGCUGUGAUGUAAUAGUUAAAGACACGAUUCCGACGCAUUUUCAAAUAGAGUUUAAUUCUGAGAAGCAGGCAUUCCUCAGAUGUUUCAAACCAGUUACUCUCGAUGGACAAGUCGUCAGCGGUGUGGCCCUUCUUCCCGAUGUUGCGGUCAUAUUAAUAAAUGGAAAAGAGUUCCAAUUUCUAAAACAGGUUCUGCGAACAGAGAAAAGAAUAAAACCGGUCGAGGAAGCUCUGAGGUUCGUUUUAGGACAACAUGAUCCUGAAGAUAUAUGCGAAAAAUAUAUCAACGACUUUAUAGGUCGAGGUGUUUUUGCGAAAAAAAUUAUCAGAAAUGGAAAAUUCCUUGCGGAAUACCAUGGCGUUUUAUCCAAAGCUGACGACGUGAAGGACAAAGAUACAAACUACACAUAUUUCUUUGACUUUAAUGGUGUCAAGUACUGCUUUGAUGCCUCAGAGGAACCAAAACUGUAUCAACCAUCGUUAGGACGGCUAAUAAAUCAUGCAGACAAAAAAACAACAGAGAAAUUCAAGAAUAACAGUCAUUGGUGCGAAUGGGGUUCCUCAUCUUGUACUGUUUGCGACUAGAUUUGACUUGUAAUGAAAACUGCGACGAUGGGUCAGUUCAGUCUCCUGUAGAACGCAGAACGUGUGAAUACCAAAGGAAGGUCUGUAGUUCGAUUGGUCAUGAGAACAACAACAGUGGUGUAACAUCGGCUUCCAAACGCAAAGCAGAAUUUCCAGUACAAACAGGCAAAAAGAUCAAGGUCGUUUCUUGGACAGAGGAGCAGUUAGAGGUCAUGCAAAGGUCAUUCGCCAAAAUUCUCCGCUGCUUAAGAGUUCCUAACAAGGAGGAAUGCGAACAAGCAAGGAAAAAUGAGAGCCUGUUGCUUUCUCGUGACUGGAAGAUCAUCAAAUUCCGUGUCCAUCAUGAAAUACAGAUUAAAGAAAAAAAUGAAGUCAGUCUGAAAAAAAAAUUAACAGAAAAAGAAACAUACGUUAAACUUGCAAUGAAA
Mercenaria mercenaria is the source of this 1155-nucleotide messenger RNA. Its product is annotated as histone-lysine N-methyltransferase set-1-like. The coding region runs from base 110 to 727 and encodes 205 amino acids. Gene Ontology annotation, molecular function: protein binding. Lineage: Eukaryota; Metazoa; Mollusca; Bivalvia; Venerida; Veneridae. The transcript is spliced from 8 exons. The record is from RefSeq and is a predicted model, not a curated record.